ACAAGCCCUCGGUCUUGGCGUCCCUCCCACUCUUUUGAUCACACAAUCUCUCGUUCUUCCUUCUGCCAUCCAUCACUUCUCAAAGAUCGAAGAUGUCAACCAGGGUGGAAAAAUCGGAAAACCAGAAAGCUGUCGAGCAACUUAAGGCAUCGGCAUUGGUUAUACACUCCACAGAUGUUAAAAAGCUUAAAAGAAUCAGAAAAGCUGAAGUUGAAGCCUCUAAGCUUAUGCCUAUGGAUUUUAUUAGUGGUAGUGAACGCUAUGCCAAACGCAAUGCAACCAUUAAGAUAACUACAGGAUCAAGAGAGCUUGACAAGAUAUUGGAAGGUGGAAUUGAGACAGGUUCUAUCACUGAGUUACAUGGUGAAUUUGGAACUGGGAAAACUCAAUUGUGUCUCACUCUCUGCGUCACUUGCCAGUUACCACUAGACAAAGGAGGUGCUAAGGGGAAAGUUAUGUACAUAGAUACAGGGGGCUCAUUUAGGCCUCAACGACUCUCACAGAUAGCAGAUAGAUUUGGAUUGGAUGGGUCUGAUGUAAUGGGAAAUGUCACUUAUGUUAGAGUGAAUAACACUGAUCAGCAAUCACGGUUUCUGCUGCAAGCAGCUUCAAAGAUGGUGGAAACAAGGUUUGGUCUCCUGAUAGUAGACAGUGCUACUGCCCUCUAUAGAACAGAUUUCCUUGGAAGGAGAGAGCAUUCAGACCGGCAAAUGCAUCUAGGCAAGUUUCUGAGGAACCUUCAGAAAUUAGCAUAUGAGUUUGGUGUGGCUGCUGUAAUAACCAGUGAAGUAGUUUCACAAGUAGACGGUGGUGAACCUAAGCCUAUUGGAGGCAACACUGUGGCUCAUGCUGUAACAGCAAGGUUAGCUCUCAUGAAAGGAAAUGGGGAAGAGCGAAUAUGUAAAGUGAUAAGUUCUCCGUGUUUGGCCAAAGCUGAAGCAAGAUUUCAGAUUUGUGCUGAAGGAAUUGUAGACGUUAAAGACUGAUAUAAUGAAAUUUACAUUUUUUCCGUUGCUUGUGUCUUUUUGUGAUAUACAUCCUUAGUUUUAGAGUUUCUUGAACUUCUCUUGAAUGAUGGAUCUAUUUCUCUUGUCAAAGAUUUCUCAAGCAUUUGCAGAAUAUAUCUUUGUUACUCAACUGUUUGAAGUGUUAGCCCAGCAUUUACAUUAAAAAAUUUAUCAUCCUCUUUGAUGAUUUCACCUGCUUUUCAGUUAUCUUCUGUUGUCGAAAAUGCACCAAUACGAUAAAAAGAAACCUUUAUUACAAAAAUGCAGACUUAUUCACAUUAAUUUAUUCUUAAUCAAGGAACAGAAAUUUUGAGCCAGACCGUUCAAUGUCGUCCACAGAACUUACUUCCUUCCAUUCUUUCUUUCUUUCUUUCUUUCUGUUUUCAGUUUUAUAAUAGAAGUUCUGGCUGACUUUUAUAGGAUCAAUUUCACAUGGAAAUAGAAGAGAAACCCCAAAUAAUUUAGGACAGAAAUAAAAGAAUGCCCUUUUUAACAUAACUUCAUGAAAACAUAAAAUUUGUAAAGAAAUGUGUUAGAAACUUAGAAUAUUAUGAAAAUAUUCAAUAUUAUCUACUUCGUAUCUCAGAAUAUCUACCUUCUAGGGUCACUUUUCUAUUUCCUCAAUAUAUCUUAAGAUUGAUUACCAUAUCACCGUAUUUCAUGAUUUGUUUCUAUUUAUUUAGGAUCAUGAUUAGUAUAAACAAGGGUUAGUGGUCUAACCUUUCAAGAACAUACCAUCACAUCAUAGUUAGAAUAAUUCUAAAUCAUCUUACCUUUUACACCAACAAAUUCUCCUAAUUACUAGAUGGAGAAACUAUAAAAUAUUUUUUUAUAUUUUCCAGAUGUAAAUGCAUAUAGUUGUUCAUUUAAUACUUAGUUUAUAAAGUAGGAGGAGGAUUAUUAGGAAGAUCUGUUGAACAUAUCAAAACUCAUCAAGUCAAUAUCAAUUUCGUAGUAUUUUAUAACUAUUCUCUCUAUUAUCUCCCUCUACACCUAAAACCUGAUAAUAUCAACAAAAUGAAUAAAAUGAGAUCCCCAGCAUACCGUUUUAUGCCUUCUUAAAAGAAGACAAAGUCCUCACAAAACUAGCUGAUUGCAUCUUAAUAUCAUUAAACUGCUCUUCAGACUGCUGCAACUUUUGUUCAGAAUCAAGCAAUUUGUCUUGCAUUGCCAUGAAAGCCUCUCCCAAGUGAGCUUGACAAGAUAUUGGAAGGUGGAAUUGAGACAAUUUCUAUCCGAGUUAUAUGGGGGAUUUGAAACUGGGAAGACUCAAUUAUGUCUCACUCUCUGCGUCACUUGCCAGUUGCCACUAGACAAAGGAGGUGCUAAGGGGAAAGUUAUGUACAUAGAUACAGGGGGCUCAUUUAGGCCUCAACUACUCUCACAGAUAACAGAUAGGUUUGGAUUGGAUGGGUCUGAUGUAAUGGGAAAUGUCACUUAUGUUAGAGUGAAUAACACUGAUCAGCAAUCACGGUUUCUGCUGCAAGCAGAGCUUCAAAGAUGGUGGAAACAAGGUUUGCUGUAGUGAUAGUAGACAGUGUUACUGCCCUCUAUAGAACAGAUUUAUCUGGAACGGGAGAGCUUUCAGCCCAGCAAAUGCAUCUAGGCAAGUUUCUGAGGAGCCUUCAGAAAUUAGCAGAUGAGUUUGGUGUGGCUGUUGUAAUGACAAAUGAAGUAGUUUCACACGGUUCUGCAGUCUUUGAGCCUAUUGGAGGCAACAUUAUAGCUCAACAACAAGGCUAGCUCUCAUGAUAGGAAGUGGGGAAGAGCGAAUCUGUAAAGUGAUAAGUUCUUUUUGUUUGGCCAAAGCUGAAGCAAGAUUUCAGAUUUGUACGGAGGAGUUGUAGAUGUUAAAGAUUGAUGUAAUGAAAUUUACCUUUUUAUCUUUGCUUGUGUUGUGAUAUACAUCUGAACCUCUGAUUAACCAAUAACUAGGCUCCAGAUAACAAUUUUUUUGUUCUUU
Molecule: messenger RNA, 2970 nt
Organism: Abrus precatorius (Indian licorice)
Lineage: Eukaryota; Viridiplantae; Streptophyta; Magnoliopsida; Fabales; Fabaceae
Product: DNA repair protein RAD51 homolog 1-like
Exons: 15
Coding region: 93-986 (297 amino acids)
Biological process (GO): DNA strand invasion; DNA repair; mitotic recombination
Cellular component (GO): condensed nuclear chromosome
Molecular function (GO): ATP hydrolysis activity; DNA strand exchange activity; double-stranded DNA binding
Source: RefSeq, a predicted model, not a curated record